Messenger RNA from Cuculus canorus (common cuckoo), 3252 nucleotides. Its product is annotated as protein ELYS-like. NCBI's taxonomy places the organism in Eukaryota, Metazoa, Chordata, Aves, Cuculiformes, Cuculidae. The coding region runs from base 1050 to 2036 and encodes 328 amino acids. The transcript has 10 exons. The record is from RefSeq and is a predicted model, not a curated record.
UUCUAUUUCCUUCUGCCCCCAAGAGAAAUUAUGUAAACAAAGGUCAACCAGAAAAACGCGCCCAACAUCUGUAGCCACUGCUGCCACUCCAGAGAAGCACUGCAGACUCUCGUGGAGGUACUGAGUGCUCGCAUCUCCUUCUCCGACAUUAGUUAUAGGUUCAAUAGCAAUCACCUAAUCAAACGAAAAGUACAGGUUAAUAUUUAGGCUCCUUAACAGCUAAACAGAAACCAUUCAAAAGUUACGGCAAUACAGAAAAGCCUCUCUUGCAUCGAGACCCUCCAGAGCUUUUCCUGAAACUGGCUUAUGCACAUCUGAAAUUGGUGAUUCAUUUGUUUUUUUGUUCUCUUGUCUUACAGAGAAGCCAAAUACUGCAGAAAAUAUACAUUUUGUCCGUGAGUGUGCGUGGAACAGAGUGCUCAACACCGCAGAAGAAUUUAACCAACUGUGUGAGUAGUAGCAAAGUCAUUCUACGAAUAUAAAGUCAUUCUUUGUUACUGAGCUUAUUCAGUGAGUACACCUGAAUAUCAGGAUUCCUGAUAUUGCACGCGUGUACUUUGAAAGUCUGAAAUUGCUCUAGAGGCUAAUGAUUUCAUUUCUCUUCUUGAAAAGGUGUUCCGCUCUUUGAUGGCUCUUUAUGACUGCCAGUUCUAUUUGUGCAACCUUAGCACCAUCUUAAACUGUUUGCCAAGAGAAGUAAAAGGCCUUUCUGAAGAAGGUUUGUCUAACAGAACUACCAAAUCUGUUAUAGUAGGAUUUGGAAUGAUGCAUGGGUUGUAUGUAAUUGUGGAAGGAGAAUUUGUUGGGGUUGCUUUUUGUUUCGGUGGUGAUUGUGGGUUUUUUCUUCAGGUUGGAGAGUGGUACAGAGUGAAAAAUGCAAAGAGAGAUUGCUACUGUCUUAUUUUUACUCUUUCCAUUUAGGGCAAGGAAGGUGGCUUUACAAAAAGGAAAGGAAUUGCAUAACCAAAGUCAUCUUGUGCCUUUUUUCCUGUUUUCCAGACUUGACAAAUAAGCGGGUGCUAGCCGGCCACCACUUCUUAUAUUCACGAAUGGUCAUGUGGUUCAAUGACUCUGGUCUCUUUCCAGGGGGCUUAGAUGAGGGUCAGCGUUUGUCUAGACCUUUUUACAAUUACCCUCUGCUUCAGAGACACUGCACAGCUCAGCGACAGAGGCUGAUGCAUUUGUCCAGAGGAAAAUGGGAUUUGGCUGGCCUGAUGAUUGACAGGAUGGUUUCGGACUUGGGAGAGCGAGUGCAGAAUCUGUGGUGCACAGACGAAGAACAAACUGGGAAAUAUCCCCCUCCCAGUUUAGAGGCCCUGCUGCAACUCUACCUGCUAGAAGACAUUGAAGAAAUCGACAAGCACACAAUUACAAUGUACUUGCUGCUGGAUAUCGGGCAGGCCGUGCCAGAUAACAGAGAAAGACUACUGCACUCCUUCUGCGCAGCCUUUGCUAUCCCGAAGGGGUUCGUUCAGCUCAUUCAAGGGUUUUGGCUGCUGGAUCACAAUGAUUAUGAAAAUUCGCUGGUCCUGCUCUGUCACCCAGCUACAGCCAGAAGCGCGUCGUGGCUGCGUCAGAGGGCUAUUCAGUCCCUCAUGUGCCAAGGACGGCACAGGAGAGCCCUCACGUACAUACGUGUGACGAGGCCAUUGAUCACCAGCUCCAGAGAAGCGCAUCUUUACCUCUCUGUGUUCUUGUCCAACAGGUGCAUGGCAGAUGCGUGGAACCUGUUGCAGCAAUACUCCUCAGAUUACAAUAGAGAAGAGCUGCUGCUGCACAUGUUUAAAACCUGUUUGGAGAUGGGACUUGCGGAGGGCUUCCUGGAGCUGCCUUUCACAGACACUGAGCUCAGAAGCCAAAUACUGCAGAAAAUAUACAUUUUGUCCGUGAGUGUGCGUGGAACAGAGUGCUCAACACCGCAGAAGAAUUUAACCAACUGUGUGUUCCGCUCUUUGAUGGCUCUUUCAUUGACGAAGAGAAAUACCAGUCUCUUUAUGACUGCCAGUUCUAUUUGUGCAACCUUAGCACCAUCUUAAACUGUUUGCCAAGAGAAGUAAAAGGCCUUUCUGAAGAAGACUUGACAAAUAAGCGGGUGCUAGCCGGCCACCACUUCUUAUAUUCACGAAUGGUCAUGUGGUUCCAUGACUCUGGUCUCUUUCCAGGGGGCUUAGGUGAGAAAUACUUGUUUAUUUGGAAGGAUUAUAAAUUCUAUUGUCAGCCUUAAUUGUCUUACAAAUGCUCUCUUGACGUGUUUAAAAAAACAUCCCCUUUGAGAAGGUUUUGGUAGUGAACUUCAGCUUGCGCUGCGUGUUCUGAAUGCUGCAUUGACUGUCCACUGUCAUUGGCUUCUUUGGGAGUUGGAGGCCUGUGCUUCUUAAGGCUUAGCUUGUAGGAUCUUCUUUUUAGUCGAAGAAAUCAGUUUAAAAUGUGCUGUCAACGCUUGUAACUUGCUUUUACUUUCUUGCCUGUAGAUGAGGGUCAGCGUUUGUCUAGACCUUUUUACAAUUACCCUCUGCUUCAGAGACACUGCACAGCUCAGCGACAGAGGCUGACGCAUUUGUCCAGGUAAGCCUUUCCGUACAACUCUGGCACACCUCCACUGCAAGUCCAGAAGGAGAAGUGAACGGCUCUUCUCUCCACAGUUGUGUUUGCUAUACUUAAUGCAUUUGCCAGGGAUCCUCUUGGCUUCGGUGAUGCACGUGUAGUGUUGAACACCGAGGUUACUUUCCUGUGUUAAGAUGUUGACACACACUCUCUGCUUAGUGCCCCGUGGUGGUGGUGCUGCUGUCUUGUAGCACACUCAAUUCACUGGCUAAUCUGUGUCAUGUAUUACACCGAAAAAGGUCCUGUGAUAGGACAAGAUCAGUCAUUCCCAGUUCAGCAGAGCAUGGCGUUCUCAGAAUGCCAAUUGUUUGGGACUCAGAUGAAGGCGGUGUGCUUUUAGAGAAAGUCAUCUCUGUUACUGGCUCGCAGUAGGUGGCAGUGAUUGUUUUGGCCUGAAGGUCUGCUCCGCAGUCCGUUUGUGUAAUUCUGUAGGACCAGCAGCAUCAUACGUAGUCGGCACACCCGAAACGUGUUGCACUGAGAGGCUGGAAUUAGUGUUUUCCCAAUGUUUUACUCAGCCCAAAUCCUUGCUCCCUUUUCUUUCAGAGGAAAAUGGGAUUUGGCUGGCCUGAUGAUUGACAGGAUGGUUUCGGACUUGGGAGAGCGAGUGCAGAAUCUGUGGUGCACAGACGAAGAACAAACUGGGAA